This is a messenger RNA of Periophthalmus magnuspinnatus, 582 nucleotides long. RefSeq names its product persephin. The record is from RefSeq and is a predicted model, not a curated record. Bases 1 to 582 code for a protein of 193 amino acids. The transcript has 2 exons. NCBI's taxonomy places the organism in Eukaryota, Metazoa, Chordata, Actinopteri, Gobiiformes, Gobiidae. Gene Ontology annotation, molecular function: receptor tyrosine kinase binding; growth factor activity; glial cell-derived neurotrophic factor receptor binding.
AUGAGGAGGUGCACCACCAUGAUGAAGGCCCAGCUCGGAGCCCUGUGUGUGCUGCUGUGUGUGGGGAUGGGACAGGGACACACUCUCUGGACUCUAAUCAGCACAGAUCAGAGGAGACCUGCCUCUCCACAGCCGGAGCUCCAGAGCCGAGGGGCAGCAGCUGCAGGUGAAGCCCAGUCAGAGAGCUCUGUCCCUGUGGUGCCUGUCCUCGGUUACCCCUCUGUUAACCCUGGACCUUCUGGUCCCCGGUCUCGCCGCUCCCCUCUGGACCCCCCAUGUGCUCUGAGGUCUGUUUUGGUCCAGGUCCGGGACUUGGGUUUGGGGUACGAUUCCGAUGAGACGCUGCUUUUUAAAUAUUGCAGCGGAGCUUGUCCUCAGCUCAGGUCAAACCACGACCUGGCCCUGAGCUCUCUGCUGCAGAGCACACUGCUGCCUGAGGGAGGUGCUGCUCUGAGCGGGUCCCGGCAUUACGCCCCCUGCUGUCGCCCCACACACCAUGAGGAUAUGGCUUUCCUGGACAACAAACAUCGUUGGCACAAAGUGGAGGCACUGUCUGCAGCGGGCUGUCACUGUGUGGGAUAG